Penicillium egyptiacum is the source of this 1635-nucleotide messenger RNA. The record is from the annotation of a GenBank genome assembly. NCBI's taxonomy places the organism in Eukaryota, Fungi, Ascomycota, Eurotiomycetes, Eurotiales, Aspergillaceae.
AUGGGCUCGAUUACCGGCAAUAUGGAAUCGCAAACGGCCUAUGCCUUUACUGUCUACCGCGGCACAUUCAUUCAAUCGAUUAUUCCAGACUCGGGCUCCGAGCCUGAAUUGUCUCGCAACCAAGGCGCGUUGUGGGUCUCUGCUGCUGAUGGCCGCAUUCAAGGUUGGAACUGGCAAGCCAAUGAUGAGAAUGGGUUCGCCGAAUUGAUGAGUCGGAAUGAGUGGGUUGAUAUCGACGCCGUUGGGGCCCAGGGCAAAGUCAAUGGUCGUGGUUCGAAGGUCAGAGUGAAGAUUGUUACCGCGAGUGAGGAACAAAAUGAGUUCUUUUUCCCCGGGUUUAUCGACACCCACAUCCAUGCCCCGCAAUACCCCAACGUGGGCCUCUUCGGCUCAUCAACACUUCUAGACUGGCUAGAGACCUACACAUUCCCAGUAGAGUCACGCUUCGGGUCACCACCUGACCCAAAAACAGGACACCAAACCAAAACCGACCCCAAAGACUCGCCCCUCAUAGCCCAGCAAAUCUACGACCAAGUAAUCUCCCGCACUUUAUCCCACGGCACAACCUGUGCCUCCUACUACGCAACCAAUCACGUCCCAGCCACAAACGCCCUAUCAUACCUCUGCCACACCCGCGGCCAACGCGCCUUCAUCGGCCGCGCAUGCAUGGACAACCCGGACUUUUGCGUAGACUACUACCGCGACUUCAGUGCUGACGACUCCAUCGUUGCGACCCGCCAGACAAUCGAGUACAUCCACAACCUGGACCCAGAAGGUAAGCUCGUCAAACCGAUCGUCACACCGCGCUUCGCGCCCUCAUGCACGAGACCCGCACUACAGAGCCUCGGUGAACUAGCAGCAAGCUACUCGCCCCCACUGCAUAUUCAAACGCACGUCUCGGAGAACAUAAACGAGCUCGCGCUCGUCCAAGAACUCUUCUCUGAAGCAGGCAGCUACGCCGCCGUCUAUGACAAAUACAACCUGUUGACGCCGCGCACGAUCCUCGCGCAUGCGGUGCAUCUCUCCGCGGAUGAGCGGACUCUGAUCCGCGCACGCGAAGCGAAGAUCUCGCACUGUCCAGCGUCGAACUCGGCGCUGGGGUCCGGGAUUUGUCCGGUUAGGACGCUACUUGAUGAGGGGAUUACGGUUGGACUUGGGACGGAUAUUAGUGGUGGAUAUAGUCCUAGUAUCCUCGAGGCGGCGCGGCAGGCUUGUCUUUCUUCGCGGUUGUUGGGUCAAUCGGCUGCGUGGCAGAGGGAUAAUCCUCGGGGUGCGGAUCAGAAUGGGCCUGAUGGACGGGAAAAAUUGUCUGUCCCGGAGAGUCUUUACCUUGCUACGCGCGGUGGAGCGGCGGUUGUCGAUAUGGCGAGUGAUCUUGGUGGGUUUGAUAUGGGGAUGUUGUGGGAUGUGCAGUUGGUUCGGCUUGGUGGGGUAAAACUGUUGGAGAAGAGUCCGCUGGAUGGUGUUCCUGGCGAUGGUAGUGCGGAUCUUGUGAAGGCUGGUCCUGUGGGGAAUGUUGAUCUGUUCGGGACGGAGAGUUGGGAGGAGAAGAUUGAGAAAUGGGUUUGGAGUGGCGAUGAUCGGAAUGUGAAGGCUGUCUGGGUUGGGGGAAGAUUGGUGCAUUCAAGGGGUUGA